CGAAUAAGAAAGGAAGUACGUGUAUGAUAUGUAUUUGUUAAAAUAAUAAAUGACUUAAAAGGAAAUGUUAUAAAUUGUUCAAUAAGAGGACGACAAGUUUAGACAAUUAAAAAAACUUGGUACGUGUUAAAUCUAAUAGUAAAUGAUAAUGCUGCGUCAAAUUAUAUUGUUGCUGCUGUUAAUAUUAAACCGGAGUUUUUGUGAUGAUUAUUAUGAACUACUGGGGCUGAAAAGGACGGCUAAUGAAAAAGAAAUAAGACAAGCUUUUAAAAGAAUAGCUGUCAAUUCUCAUCCUGAUAAAAAUCCUGAUGAUCCAGAAGCUCAUUCAAAAUUUUUAAAAUAUACAACAGCAUACGAAGUGCUAAAAGAUCCAGAAUUAAGAAAAAAAUAUGAUUUAUACGGUGAAGAAGGCCUCAACAAUGAUCAAUUUCAACGACAAAAUUAUCACUCUUGGAGUUAUUACCAAGAAAAUUUUGGAAUUUACGACGACGACCCACAAGUUGUGACGUUGAACACUAAUGACUUUGAUGACAACGUGGUGAAUAGUGAAAAAAUCUGGAUGAUUAAUUUUUACUCGCCAAUGUGUAGUCACUGUCAUCACUUGGCUCCAGAUUGGCGAAGAAUUGCCAAAGAUUUUGAAGGUAUUAUUCGUGUUGGUGCUGUCAAUUGUGAAGAUGACUGGAGAUUGUGCCGAAGACUUAAUAUUCAAGCUUAUCCUACAUUAUUGUAUUAUCCUAAGAAUUCUCAACAUGGAACGAGAUAUGGUUACCAAAAAACUUAUGAAAAAUUAUCAGAGUUUAUUAUGGAGAGACUGGACGUGAGUGUCCAAACGUUAUCAGCUUCCAAGUGGAAACAAUUGAUUAAAUUACUAGACAGUAAAAAUAAUGAUUACUACAAAAAUGAUAAACCAUUGUUGGUAUUUACAUGCGGUAAAAAUCGCAAUUGUUUUGAUUAUGAUGACCAGUUGAAGAUAACUGCUAUGUUAGAAAAUAUUAUCGACACAGGUAUUGUUGAUUGUAAUAAUAAUUGUGAUAAAUUAAUGUCAACUACUGGAGCAGUAUUUAUAAAUAAUAUAAAAAAUAAUGAUAAAAAAAAUUUUAUACUCUUUAAUGAUUUAAGUAAUAUUGAUGAAUUUGUACAUGAUAUUUUGGAUGAAUUACCGGAGCCUCAAGAAAUUUCUCAGGAUUAUUUUAAUGAUAUUAAAAAAAAAUUAGAAGAAAAUGAAGAUGAAAAUGGAUGGUUGGUGUGUUUUUACAUCGGACAUGCUACUGAUUUAGAUUUACAAUUGAAGAAACUCCCGAGUAUAAUUACCGAUGUUAAUUUAGGAAAACUAAAUUGCGGAAAAUACAGCUCGCUAUGCUCUAAUCUUAACAUUAAUAGGUAUCCAAUGUGGGGAGUUUUGAAGUCCGGAGGAGCUUUUGAAUUAAGUCAUGGUAAAACUACUCUUAAUGACGUCGCCAAGUUUGCUGAGAACAGUAUCAAAGCUCAGAAUGUCGCUGCACUAAGUGCUGAAAAAAUUAUUUCUAUUCUUAAGAGGAAAAAUGGUAAAGAAGUUUGGUUUUUGGAUUGGUACGCGCCAUGGUGUCCACCAUGCAUGCAAUUUUUGCCAGAACUCCGUAAAGCUUCGAUGCAAUUUAAAAAAUCAGUCGUACAAUUCGGUACUAUUGACUGUACAGCUCAUGCUGAGAUCUGUAGACAGUACAACAUACGUUCAUACCCAACGGCAAUGUUGAUAAACGGUACCACGACGACACAGUUCACUAAUCAAAAGACUGCCGCCGGGAUAAUUGAGUUUCUUAAUGAAGUUGUUAAUCCUACUGUGAUAAAAUUGAAUAGAAAUAAUUUUUAUCAAACCGUGGGUAAGAAAGAUGACGAAACACUGUGGGUAAUUGACUACUUUGCACCUUGGUGUGGACCCUGUCAACAACUAGCUCCUGAGUGGACGAUUGUUGCCAAGAAUUUGCAUUUAUUAGAUAAUGUCAAGGUCGCAAGUGUUGACUGUGAUGCUAAUGGAGAACUAUGCCGCGAACUGGGUGUGCGUAGCUAUCCUACUAUCAGGCUUUAUCCAUUUGGUAGCAUUGGAUUAAAUAGAGUUGCGAUGUUUAAUGGCCAACGAGAUUCAACAUCGCUAAUGCAAUGGAUCACAAGCUUCUUCCCCACGAGAAUAAAGACUUUUGACGAGGAAAAAUUGCGCAAGAAAAUAUUCGAAAGCAAGAGCAAAAGUAAAAACAAGAAAGACUACUGGCUGAUUGACUUUUACGCGCCUUGGUGUGGCCAUUGCCAAAAAUUAGAGCCUCAGUUCGCUAUAGCUGCCCAGUUGCUCCGCAACAAUUCCGUCGGGUUCGGAAAGUUCAACUGCGAUACUUUCGGUGCUGAGUGCAAUCAACUCGGGAUCCAAGCCUAUCCGACUUUGAUGCUCUACACUUCUAAAAAUAAACGGAGUGGCAUUGAAAUUACCUCCCAAAGCGCUCAGGAUAUUAAAAAUCGUAUUUUAAAUUUGAUAAAUAAAAAUUCUAAACUACAUGAUGAACUGUAGGAUAGUUUUUUAUAAUUUAUAAUAAACACAAUUAUUAC
Molecule: messenger RNA, 2574 nt
Organism: Cotesia glomerata
Lineage: Eukaryota; Metazoa; Arthropoda; Insecta; Hymenoptera; Braconidae
Product: dnaJ homolog subfamily C member 10-like
Exons: 11
Coding region: 143-2536 (797 amino acids)
Source: RefSeq, a predicted model, not a curated record